AUGAAGUUCAACCAGUUCCGUGAGAGACUGUACAACCGAGUGACAGAAUCACGAUGGACUAUGCUGUAUAUCAUUGUUGCAGCACUACAAAUGAUAAUUGCCGUGGGUUUAGAAGCAGCAGUGUUUCGUCUUAACUCGAAUAUAGCAGAUGACAUAGAAAGCGCAAAGAAUAUCACGGACAAGAAUCCACAAUUUUUUCCAUCAUUACCAGAUACAAACUACAACUAUGAUAAAUACCUUCAGCAAUUUGAAUCAAUAACACACAGUAACAUAUGGUUUAUGGUCUUUCAAGCCUUUGUAUUUUUAUUAUCACUUAUUGGGUUAUCCUCUCAAAACACAAUCGAGAUCAUCGUAAUAGGGAUUAUCAAUAUACUUCUUCUACUCUUUGCCCUAAUUCAAAUAUUUCAAAGCACUAAAUGGAUAAACCGUGUAAACGGACAACUCGAUCAAGACCGGUUGGUUUCACCUACUUUUAAGUUCCCUGACAAGAUCCCCAAGACUGUUAUUAGUUUCGAAGUUGUUUUGGUAUUGGUCUUACUUGUCUUCGCCGCUGCGUCUGUGUAUCUUGGAUAUCGGUUGUAUCGACAAUUUGGAUGGAACAUUUAUAAAAAAAUUGGAGCCAACAUUCAGAUGCAGAUAUUCAUAAUGCUGCUGAAGUUGAUGUUCUUGCUGCUUAUGAGUUUCCAAAUCCUUAAUCUGGUCUUCUUAUUCCAAAACAAAAAUAUCAAAGACGAUGAUACUAGCAAUACUCCAACUAUCAUAUUCCAAAUAGUAAUGGUUUCCAUUAUUAUCCCUAUGGUGGCGAUAGCAUGGUGGGGAGUACGGCGGGAAAACAUAUUGGCAAUGUUCGUCUUUGCACUAAUAGCUCUCACGACCAUUGUUUACUUCAUCUAUGUUCUCGCUAGAUUUAUCAUUAGUAGAGACGAAAAUAUACUAACCUUAUUGGACAUAUUAGGAAUAGCACUAUGUAUAGCAUCUAUGUCAGUUGCAUACAUGGCAGUUCGUAAUUUCGACGGAGGAUUAAAAGAUCUUUUCGACAAAAAUAAUAGUACGCAAAAUCAAAGCCUAGACCUUGGUGGCCUCGAAUCAGGACAACCCGGCCGCAAACCCGGCAACAUCAUAAUUGAUUAA
Molecule: messenger RNA, 1131 nt
Organism: Paraglomus brasilianum
Lineage: Eukaryota; Fungi; Glomeromycota; Glomeromycetes; Paraglomerales; Paraglomeraceae
Source: the annotation of a GenBank genome assembly